Messenger RNA from Vanrija pseudolonga, 1038 nucleotides. RefSeq names its product Putative NADP-dependent oxidoreductase YfmJ. The record is from RefSeq and is a predicted model, not a curated record. Bases 1 to 1038 code for a protein of 345 amino acids. Gene Ontology annotation, molecular function: oxidoreductase activity, acting on the CH-CH group of donors, NAD or NADP as acceptor. The transcript has a single exon. Lineage: Eukaryota; Fungi; Basidiomycota; Tremellomycetes; Trichosporonales; Trichosporonaceae.
AUGUCCGUCCAGUCCACCAAGGCCGUUGUCCUCGACCACCUCGUCGACGGCGAGGUCUCGACCAAGAACUUCCGCCUCGAGAGCAAGCCCGUGCCUGAGAUCCAGGAUGGCCAGGUCCUCGUCCAGGUCGUCGCCUUCUCCCAUGAGCCUGCCCAGCGUCAGUGGAUCGACGCCAACACCGACGAGCGCCGCCUGUACACCACCCUCAUCAAGCCUGGAGAGACGAUCCGCGCGCCGAUUGUCGGCCGUGUCCUUGCGUCCAAGCUCCCCAAGUACCCCGUUGGCACCACCCUUGCUGGUUUCCACGGCUGGGCCGAGUAUGCUGUUCUCUCCGAGGGCGAGAUCUUCGCCGCUGUCCCGCCCACCGCCGAUGGCAAGGUCGACCUCCAUGCCCUUGACGUCUUCGGCCUGGCUGGUAACACGGCGUACGUUGCCACUGCCGAGUACGGCAAGAUUAAGCCUGGCAGCACGAUUGUCGUGUCCGGCGCCGCUGGUGCCAUCGGCUCGCUCGUCGUCCAGCUCGCCAAGAAGGUGUUCGGUGCCGCUCGCGUCAUCGGUAUCGCCGGCGGCAAGGCCAAGUGCGAGUGGGUCAAGACGCUCGGUGCCGACGAGUGCAUCGACUACAAGUCGUCCGACUGGGAGGAGAAGCUCCGUGCGGCUGUGCCCGACUAUGCCGACAUCUACUUUGACAAUGUUGGCGGCCCGAUGCUCGACGUCAUGCUCCAGCUCGUCAAGCCCAACGGCACCAUCGUCGUCAUCGGCGCCAUCUCGACCUACAACGGCGAGCCGCUCAAGAUCAGCAACUGGCCCCAGGUCAUCUACAACCGCCUCAACAUCCGCGGCUUCGUCAACCUCGACCACCCCGAGCUCAUUGCCCAGGGCCAGACCGACUUUGCCAAGUGGAUCGGCGAGGGCAAGAUUGACGUCGAUGAGAUCCAGACGGUCGUCCACGAGAAGAUCGAGGACGUGCCCAAGACUUGGCUCCGUCUCUUUGACGGCUCGGCCAAGGGCAAGAUCAUCUCGCAGAUCGCCGCUUAG